Messenger RNA from Drosophila innubila, 736 nucleotides. RefSeq lists its product as uncharacterized. The coding region runs from base 1 to 666 and encodes 221 amino acids. NCBI's taxonomy places the organism in Eukaryota, Metazoa, Arthropoda, Insecta, Diptera, Drosophilidae. The transcript has 4 exons. The record is from RefSeq and is a predicted model, not a curated record.
AUGAACCAGCUCAAUUAUACAGUAAUUAUUCUGAUAUUUGGUCUGAUUUUUGCUGACCAAAUCCUUGGCGAGGACAGCGAGGAAGCAGUUGAUUCAGUAGAGUCUCUGACUGAGGAAAGCUGCUCCAAGAAGCGCAGUGGUUGCUGCUCUGAAUUUUUCAUGGGAGAUAGUCCAAAUAUUGCCAAAUGUAUGACCAUCCACUCUUCAAAAAUGCCGGAUGAAGAUAGUGAAGAUUUGGGCAAACUAUUUAAAUUUAUGUCGUGUUUUGUGGAGUGUGUUUACAAGAGGAGCAAGUUUAUUGGCAAGGGAGAUGCACUAAAUAUGAAGAUGGUUCAACUGGAAGCAGAGCAAUUAUAUGAAGAGAGACCCAAGGAGAAGGAUUAUUUCCUCAAGUCCUAUGAGAGUUGUCGCAAAAAGACUCAACUGGAAUUUAAUUUGCUCAAGUCCACGCCAGGUAUUAAAUCUUUACUGAAGAACGCCUGUAGACCCUACUUUAUGUUAUUGCAUAUGUGCGUCAUGGAUUAUCAUCAGAAACACGAAUGUCCCUAUUUUCGCUGGGAGUCGAAUAGUUUGGAUGGCAAGGAUCAAAGCUUCUGCGAAAGAGCUAGAGCCAAAUGUUAUGCCAUUGAUGGAUUAAAAGUGCCCGCUAAUCAAUUACUUGAAUAAUACGAAUGGGAUUUAUAAAUCAAAAAAUGACAACACUAAAUAAAUAAAUACAGAUACAUAUACAAAUACA